AUGACCCCACAGGACAUCACCUUCCUGUGUCUCGUGGUCUGCCUGGGCCAGACAAUUUGGGCACAAGAAGAAUUUCCCAUUCCUACCUUAUCCACAGCAGCUGAUCCUAUGGUCCCCUGGAAUGGGUCUGUGAGGAUCCUGUGCAGAGGAACACCUGAAGCCUACCUGUAUCAGUUGUCCCUGAUGAAAAACUCCACAUACACGGUUAUAGAGAAGAAAUUAGGAUUUCAGAAAGAGGCGGAAUUCAUUAUCAACCACAUGAACACAACACUAGCAGGAUGUUAUCAAUGUCGGUACAUGAAGAAGAACCACUGGUCAGAGCAGAGUAAACCUCUGGGCCUGGUGGUGACAGGCUUGUACAACAAACCUGUCCUCUCCACAGAUCAAAGCCAUAUGUUGAUACCAGGAGAGAUCAUUUCCUUCAAGUGUAGUUCAGCACAAAACCUGUUCAACAGAUUCUCAUUGGCCAAGGAGGGAGAAGCUUCAACACCAUGGCACCAACAUAAGGAGUAUCAAGGCAAUUUCAAACUUGGUCCUGUGAACCUUAACUUCACUGGGAGCUACAGGUGCUAUGGCUGGCACAGCAGCAGCCCCUAUGUGUGGUCAGCCCCCAGUGAUGCACUGGAGCUCAUUGUCACAGACUCCAAGAAACAAGAUUACAUGAUGGAGAAUUCAAUCCGGAUGGGUACGGCAGGGCUGGUCCUGGUGAUACUCUUAGUGAUAUUAGCGGAAAAUUGGCACAGCCACAGGAUAUCACACAAGGAAUGCUGCCAGGAAUUGGCUGCAGAGAGAUGGAGCAAACAGGGUGUUGUACCUAGUGACUGUGGAUAA
Messenger RNA from Psammomys obesus (fat sand rat), 831 nucleotides. Its product is annotated as immunoglobulin alpha Fc receptor-like. Bases 1 to 831 code for a protein of 276 amino acids. The transcript is spliced from 5 exons. NCBI's taxonomy places the organism in Eukaryota, Metazoa, Chordata, Mammalia, Rodentia, Muridae. The record is from RefSeq and is a predicted model, not a curated record.